AUGCACUCUCUCCUACCUAUCAUCCUGGCGGCCUCCACGGUCAGUGCCAGCCCCUACCAUGCCAACAGAGAACUGUUUGCAGAUCUCCGCAACACACCUGUCCUCGCAACACGGUCAACAUCCCUCCUGGGAGACCUUCUGAACGAGGCGUCAAGCACUCUCAGUGCAGUGGGCGCCGAGAUCUCUUCCAUCCUCACGGGCGUCCUGGACGCCCUCGCAGACGGCGAUAACUACACGCCACCCGGCGAUAUCGACUCGCCCGAGUGCGCAGCAGACACCUGCUGCAAGUGGAGCCACAUCGUCUCCGACAUCCGCGGCAGCUUCUCGGACGGCGACGGGUGCACCGCGUCGGCCCGUGGCGCCAUCCGGCUAGGCUUCCACGACGCGGCGGCCUGGCAGUCCUCGCUCUCGAGCGGCGGCGCCGACGGGAGCGUGGUCCUCAACGCCGACGAGCUGGCCCGGACAGAGAACCGCGGGCUGCAGGACAUCGCGGCGCAGACCAAGACGUGGUUCGACCAGUACAAGCAGUACAACAUCACCAUGGCGGACCUGAUCCAGAUGAACGCCAUCGCCGCGACGGCGGCGUGCCCCGGCGGCCCGCGCAUCAAGGCCUACGUGGGUCGCGUGGACAGCGACGCACUGCCGCCCGCGGGCCUCAUCCCCAGCCCCUUUGCCGACGCGCAGACCAACAUCGCGCUGUUCGAGGCAAAGACCUUUACCGCCGCCGACCUGGUCGCCCUCAUCGGCGCGCACACCGUCAGCCAGCAGAACUUUGUCGACCCGUCGCAGGCCGGCAAGAGCCAGGACACGACGGACAGCGUGUGGGACAACAACUACUACGGCGAGACGGCGAGCCCCGACACCCCGGAUGGGGUGUUCAAGUUCCAGAGCGAUAUCAGCCUGUCCAAUGACUCUGAGACGUCUGGGACGUGGCAGACGUUUGCGAAGGACCAGGGCGCUUGGGAGGCGGCAUACGCACCUGCAUAUUUCAGAAUGAGUCUCCUGGGAGUUAACAACCUGAACGAGUUGACGGACUGCUCUCAGGUGGUGUGA
Molecule: messenger RNA, 1053 nt
Organism: Diaporthe citri
Lineage: Eukaryota; Fungi; Ascomycota; Sordariomycetes; Diaporthales; Diaporthaceae
Exons: 2
Coding region: 1-1053 (350 amino acids)
Biological process (GO): hydrogen peroxide catabolic process; response to reactive oxygen species; cellular response to oxidative stress
Molecular function (GO): peroxidase activity; heme binding
Source: RefSeq, a predicted model, not a curated record